This is a messenger RNA of Suricata suricatta (meerkat), 2953 nucleotides long. It is a transcript of the gene SCD, whose product is annotated as stearoyl-CoA desaturase. NCBI's taxonomy places the organism in Eukaryota, Metazoa, Chordata, Mammalia, Carnivora, Herpestidae. Gene Ontology annotation, cellular component: endoplasmic reticulum membrane. The coding region runs from base 428 to 1507 and encodes 359 amino acids. The transcript has 6 exons. Gene Ontology annotation, molecular function: iron ion binding; palmitoyl-CoA 9-desaturase activity; stearoyl-CoA 9-desaturase activity. The record is from RefSeq and is a predicted model, not a curated record. Gene Ontology annotation, biological process: response to fatty acid; unsaturated fatty acid biosynthetic process.
GGCCCGGGCUGCAGCGGCGGAGCCGCGGUGUGUCUGCAGCAUCCUGUUUGCGCGUCUCCAGCCUGCAGCACGUCUCGGCUCUGUCUCCUCCCCUCUCCCGCCCUGGCGGGUCUCCCACGGCGAGCCAACUCCGCGCACUUUGCCCCUGGUUGGCAGCGAAUAAAAGGGGUCUGAGGAAAUACGGGACAUCCUCUGCCAGCUCUAGCCUUUAAAUCCCCAUCCCGGGUAGGUCCACGCACAGCAUAUCGGAUCCCGACACGGAACCGGUGCGCAUCGCGCAGAGAAGGGUUCGAGCGCCAGAGAAGGGAAGCGCCGCGGGUCACAGCGCAAACGCGGGCUCGGGAAUCGAAGCCUGUGUUCGGGCUGUCCCGAACCCUACGUUGCAAUCUCAGCCCCGGGAAAGUGAUCCCAGCAUCACAGAGCCCAGAUGCCGGCCCACUUGCUGCAAGAGGAGAUCUCCAGCUCCUACACAACCACCACCACCAUCACUGCGCCUCCCUCCAGGAUCCUGCAGAAUGGAGGGCGCAAAUUGGAGAAGCCUUCCCUAUACCUGGAAGAAGACAUCCGCCCUGAAAUAAGUGAUGACAUCCACGACCCAAGCUACAAAGAUCCUGAGGGCCCGAGGCCGAAGCUGGAGUAUGUUUGGAGAAACAUCAUCCUUAUGGGUCUGCUACACUUAGGAGCCCUCUAUGGGAUCACAUUGAUUCCCACCUGCAAGGUCUACACCUGGAUCUGGGGGUUUACCCACUAUUUGAUCAGUGCCCUGGGCAUAACAGCAGGAGCUCAUCGCCUCUGGAGUCACCGGACGUACAAAGCUCGGCUGCCCCUGCGGUUCUUCCUGAUCAUUGCCAACACAAUGGCAUUCCAGAAUGACGUGUUUGAAUGGGCCCGAGAUCACCGUGCUCACCACAAGUUUUCAGAAACAGACGCUGAUCCUCACAAUUCCCGACGUGGCUUUUUCUUCUCUCACGUGGGUUGGCUGCUUGUACGCAAACACCCAGCCGUCAAAGAGAAGGGUGGUUUGCUAGACUUGUCUGACCUAAAAGCUGAGAAGCUGGUGAUGUUCCAGAGAAGGUACUACAAACCCGGCAUCCUGCUGAUGUGCUUCAUUCUGCCCACUCUUGUGCCCUGGUGUUUCUGGGGUGAAACGUUUAUACACAGCUUGUGUGUUGCCACUUUCUUGCGUUACGCCGUUGUACUCAAUGCCACCUGGCUGGUGAACAGCGCUGCCCACCUCUAUGGAUAUCGCCCUUAUGACAACACCAUUAGCCCCCGAGAGAAUAUCCUGGUUUCCCUGGGAGCUGUAGGCGAGGGCUUCCACAACUACCACCACACCUUUCCCUAUGACUACUCUGCCAGUGAGUACCGCUGGCACAUCAACUUCACCACAUUCUUCAUCGACUGCAUGGCUUUCCUCGGCCUGGCUUAUGACCGGAAGAAAGUAUCCAAGGCUGCCAUCUUGGCCAGGAUUAAAAGAACUGGAGACGGAAGCUACAAGAGUGGCUGAGUUUUGGGUCCCUUGGGUUCCUUUUCCAAAAGCCAGCCGGGCAGAGGUUUAAUGUUCUGUUUAUUAACUACUGAAUAAUGCUACCAGGAUGCUAAAGAUGACGACAUUAACCCAUUCCAGUACAGUAUUCUUUUAAAAUUGAAAGCCAACAACUCUGCCUUCCUGACACUAAGCUGAUAUUCUUAUUUUUUCUCGUAUCUUCCCUCUCUUCUAGCCCAUCGUCCUUUUCUCUGCUUUGUUCGUAUCACUUCCCUUUCUCUCCUUGCUCGUUGCCUCUCAGGCAAGCUGGUCGUUCAUUGGGGGGUGUCCAGCUUCCAAAGCCUAGACAACCUUUCUGUAGUCCAGAGCUCAUGGACUUUGCCCCACAUAAAUCUUCCCUUGAGCCGUCCUGAGCCUCAGGAUGGGUAGCUCACACUAAAGGUAUGAUAAAAUCUUCUGGGAAGGCCCCUGUUAGUUAUCUUUAGCCCAGGCUUUUGUCAGUUGGAAUGGAAAAUAACUUUAUAGGGCACAAAGCUUCUAAAGCAGGUCAGGGGAGAGAGCUAGCAUGUAUGGUAUGAUUGAGAAAGUAAAGAUGGGGUGAGGUGGGAAUCAGGGCGAGAAGCUCCUGUUGUGAUUGGACGCACAGCUGCUUGCCUAGUGAGGACUUGGAGGGCCUCCCCCCACCCCCCAGAGGGCAUGCCUCCUUUCUCUCCUGACUGAAUAGGGAGCGGGUAUAGAGCUUGGCAAUACAAGAACAAAUCUCAAUGUCCCACUGUAGGUUAGGCUGAGGAUAAAGCAGCAGCAUUUAGUUUGUAGUAAAAAUGGUCUCUGCUGGGGAAGGAUUCUUUUUUUUAAUAAUAGCAAGAUUUCUUAUUCCGUAUGACAAGAAAUCUUGAGGUUGGUUGUUUCCAGAAUCAGUGAAUGUAGCAGAUCAUGGGAUCAUCAAAACUCUUUCAUCUUUCUGCUCUGCCACCUUCAGGAUACUGGUCAGCUCCCAUCAUAGUAAUAGGUGACUGGAGCAUUUCCGGACAUCCAACAAAGGAACAUGUUUGUGGCAUAGUGGUGAGCACAGCCACCUUCCAGAGAAGGAAGGAUUUUAAGAGGUGGGGUUGGGUCCAACAUAAAAAAAUAUACAUACAUACUUUGCUUGGAUUAUUAAAGUAAUUCCCUUAGAGGAUCUCCCUCUGACAGAGGGAUGCUUGAAGAAGAGGAAGACGAGGUGGGUUGUCUACUUUCCUCUCACUGCUGGACAGGAGAUGGAGAGGUUCCAGGGUAAGGUCUGUUGGCAGUUCCCGAGUUAACUUUACAGAAGAAGGGCUCUGAGAACACAUUGCUAGGGGAUCCUGAAGGUUACUGAGCAAGUUAUUGGCUGUCCUAAUUUGGAAAGUGGUUAUAUAGACAAGUUAAAUGUUAGGUUCAUUCAUUAAUUCCAGUUUCUCCUUGGAGUGAAUAAAAACUAGAAGGCUU